Molecule: messenger RNA, 5259 nt
Organism: Chinchilla lanigera (long-tailed chinchilla)
Lineage: Eukaryota; Metazoa; Chordata; Mammalia; Rodentia; Chinchillidae
Gene: Mturn
Product: maturin, neural progenitor differentiation regulator homolog (Xenopus)
Biological process (GO): regulation of signaling; positive regulation of megakaryocyte differentiation
Cellular component (GO): cytoplasm
Source: RefSeq, a predicted model, not a curated record
CACGUGUGGAGUGAGAGCGAGGACUGCCUGCCUUUCUUGCAGCUAGCGCAGGAUUACAUCUCCUCCUGCGGCAAGAAGACACUCCAUGAAGUCUUGGAAAAAGUCUUCAAGUCCUUCAGACCUUUACUGGGGCUUCCAGAUGCAGAUGACGAUGCCUUUGAAGAGUACAGUGCGGAUGUGGAAGAGGAGGAGCCUGAGGCGGACCACCCCCAAAUGGGGGUCAGUCAGCAGUAAAACUGCGAGGGCGCCUCUGGAGAAGGAGAGUGAGCCCUCCGGUACCUUUGGUGGGGUAGUGCUCCUGGGUUAGCAUUUUGCAUUAGCACCUCAAAACAGGACGUCUGGCUCGCAGCAUCCAAAUUCAAAUGAAAUACCUUUUUAACGACCACAAAAUAUCUGUGAUGAGCUUUGCUCUGAAGUGACCUGAAUUUCAGUCCCACUUCAGUGGGGUUUCUAUGGAAUUGUCUUGGUAGCCUUUGCCACUUUGAAUCUAGAGUCCAUUUUGUGGCUGCCUACUCUCUCUUGAGUUUAUGUUGGAGAAUUAACAUUUGCUGCCUGGAAUGCAGAGAACUCUGAGUGUAUUAAGGAUGUGUUUUGAGUCCUCACAGGUGACCUCGCUGAGGAAAAGCACGGCAGAGAAGAAAUGCAGUCUGCACUUUUUGUGUACCUUUAAGUGUCCAUAAGUGAAAGGUCUUGCUUAUAAAGCAUGAGUUUUAAUAUCUAGUCAUUAAACCACGCAAGUGCAAAGGCAAGGACAGAAGAGGAGAACCACUUAGCUUUGGAUUAAGUGGGUAAGAGAGGCAGAGAAGCCAUGAGAGUUUCGCCAUUACUAAAUUAGUACCUGCCUGUGUAGCAGCUGGUUCCUGAAUAGGUGUAAAUGUUACUUCCUUGUUCAGUUGUUUGAAAAUAUGCUAAUUCCAAAGCUCCUUUUAAAAUCUAAUAGUGGAAGAUAUAAAUGGGGUGAAAGACAUAAAUUAUUGACUUCUUUCAGCUAUUUAUAAAGUGUCCCACAUAUGAAAUCAAACAUUUACCUUUUCUCUUUUUAAUGAGGUGGAAACUUGUUAAAUUGUGAAGACACCUAGAAUCCAAGUAAGUGCCACUUAAAUUUUGAAGCCAUAGAUAAAUUUAAGAGGAAAAAUAAAUCAGGAUAAAAAAAAUUUUUUAAAUACAAUGGAAUUCUCCUUUACUUUCUUAAUCUUUUAUUCUUUAAAAAUGAAAAGUCAGGAAAAGGCUCCUGUUAUGUUAUUUAGUUAAAAUUAUAAUCAAGUACUUUCAAGAGACCUCAUGGCAGUGAAUUCCUAGAGUGCCAUGGAAGUAGGAAUAUUUAUCAUGGGGUAGCUGGGUUAAAAGGGGGCAUUUUAGUGAUCAAGAUACUCAGACAACUCACAAAGACAGUUGUUGUCAUUAUUUAGCCAACAGAUAUUUACGGGUAUAUCCUUUGCAACACUAACGUGGAAUUAUUUGAAAUGCUCAUUUUCCUGGACCCUUCUGCAUCUCUAAUACCUAAGGAUGCAGUGCCUCCUUUUCACUACUUGACUGUUCGUAGCAUCUGGGUUGGACAUGUCUUAAGCACACAUGUGCCCAUUAGGUCAUUAGCAUUUUGAAUUUAAGAAAAAAGAAAAACCAGGAGUAGCCGAAGCCACAGAACUCAUGGGAGUCUUGUAUAUCUUCCAGGCAUGUCGGUGUAAACCUGAUCGUCUCAGCAUUCUCUGUCUGAGUGGUACUAUGGGGAGUGCAGCCUUUCGUGGUCGAAUAGUGUACUGCAGUCUUAAGUCCUCAGGUGAAAUAACACAGUGGUUUCCAUCUGUGCUUUAGUUCCCACCUUUUCUUCUUUGCUUGGAAAAUAUAAACGGUUAGUUUCAAGUUAAAUGAAUUUUUUUCAAGUAGCCUAUUAGCAAAACCCACUCUGAGGUGAGUGGGUCCUGCCUUUUGCAGCCCUGCUGGUGUUCCCACCGGCUCUGCUCUGCAGCAGAGAAGGCUGAGCCCUUCAGUCUGUAGCCAUUGCCCAGUUUGGUACUGUCCACUUUUACACAGCAGACUGCAAGAAUGCAUUCCGCAGCAGAAAUGAAGCUCUGCUAGCUUGCUGCAUCCUAAGGUAAACUGAAUUGUAUACGUACAGCCUUCAGAUCUAAAUUUACAUAUGUUUGGAAAUGGAAUGGACAUUAAUAUAAAACGUAUUUUAUCAAGGAAGUAUUUAGACUUUGUCCAGUACAUUUCGGUAUUACCAUGUUAAUGUUCUCUGUAUAACAGUGGAGCUGAGAUAGACUGGGCCAUUCAGUGGGCUGAUGAGAAUUCCAGGCUUUGUUCCACCCCAGGGUAAGAGAGAACAACACUGGAUAUGACUUACUUUCCAUGGCAGGACCCCAGAGGCAUUAGCAAAUCUGAUUGUUUGCUUUCAAACUUCCUUUUCUUUAAUGGUGUGCAGGGUUCUCCAGUGUUCCCAUUGGCCCGCGUACACACACACGCACACACACACGCACACACACACUCACACACUCAUACCUGCCACACUGUGGCUACUCUCUGUGGAGCUGUGAAGCAAGACCAGCUUAUGAGGUGAGUGAGGUUGGCAGCCUGUGGAUUGUUUUGGAAAUUCUUCCUCAGCUGAGGCAACAAGUUCAUGACCUUUCUCAGAGGUCCAGACCAGAGUCACUUAACCAGGAGGCAGUGAUGGUGUGAGAGGAACAUCUCUUGGAGUAGGAGGGAUUCUGGGUCCUCGCCUUGACUCUGCCAUUUUCUGUCUAACUGUGACGAGUCAUUUAACUAGACCCUGCAUCAGAGCUCUUUGCUCUUCCAGCAUUAAACACUGCUUUUGCGCCUGCCUUAGGAAGUACGUGUGUGUAGGAAUAACUGUCAAGGAUAGUUAGGGCCAGGAGAAGGAGAGGUGUUUGGAAUCUCGACAGAAAUGCUGUCUUUAGAAUGAUGGCCACCAGCCCCCUUAGAACAUGUUUGGAGCCUGGUCUGGGCCCAGUCAGUGCAGUUAAUGAGAUUCUGUCCCUGCGAGGAGAAGGUGAAACAAGGCCCCAGAAGAUGUACUCGUCUUGGCCAUCCCUGCUGCAUCUGCAGAAGGUAGAGCUUCUCUUGGUGCCCUGACGCCCUGACACUGGGGGCUUUGGGCUUGGUAAACGUUUAACUGGGGUGGGGGGAAUGUGCAUGAGACUAGCUGGAAGAGAGUAAAAGAUAAAUACUUCGAUUAUUUUGUCCUGUCAUUCAGGAGAAAGGAAGUGACAGUGAAAGUUAAAGUCAGAGAGCGAAUGCGUCUGUGCGGUAGCAUGAGGGAGAAUGAGGUGUGACUGACAGCUUGCUGGUCACGUGGCCAGCUGUGAAAUUUGAAAUCUUGGUUGUGACCACAUGGCACAGCCUUGGCCCUGGGUGUGAGUGAGCCGCGGAGACCUCUUGUGUCUGGCUCCUUUGCUCUGCCCAGUGAUUAUGUCAUGCAGGCUUCAGGGAGUCGGUGAGUUUCGGAGCUGGGGAGGGAGGCAAAGCCCCAUGUGGUGCCUGGUGCCGCCACGAGUCCACUGCACAGAGGCUCCGUGUGUAUCGUCCAGGCCCACAGCAAUGCACGGUACAUUUUAUUUUUCCAUAACCAGAACACAGAAAGUCCAUUAUGUAGGGCGAUUCUUCUUGUGUCCCGGUGCCAGAAUUGGGUUUCUAGUGUACUUCAGGGGAAACCUCUCUCCUUUAGCAGUGACUGGCACUGUUUGUGUAUAAAUAGAAACUGUUCUGUAGCACAAUACAUGUCUCUGAGUAUGUUUCGGUUUCAUGAGAGCACAAAGUGUAUGGUCCUAGGGGAGCUGUGACCCCAGAGCGUCACUGCAGUUUAUAUUUUAGGAACCUGCUUUGCAUGUUAAAAUUCAUACGUUAAAAAACUGGCACACAUCUGAUUUCCCAUAGUGAGGGGGAUGUCGGAACAGACAGGAUUUAAUGUGGGUGUGAGGAGAGGAACUGGGGCAGGGGGAAAUUAGGUCUUAGAAGUCAGGUCUGACUCAUGAAAAACAAAAGCAAAAACCAGUCAUCGUCACCCUGUGAGGCACAGGAAAACUCUUCAUGGCUCUUUCUAGGGGCUGGCCUUCCUCAAAGAGACUGAGUGUUGGGAAGAUGUGGUGAUGGGUUUGUGGCUUUUAAAAGACCCCUGGCCAAGGACACAGCAGGUGUCUUGCACCUCUGGUGGGACUCUUUUCCUUAAGGAACCCAGCUGCCAGCCAGAGAAGCCUGUCUUCCUGGAGAGCUGGUAGGUCCAGGAGGGGCCGUGGUCAGGACAUGUGGGGCAGCCCACCUUCCCCACCCGCUCCAGGGUUGCAGAGGGAGCACAAGGAAAGCUCCAGCUGGGGGCAGAUCGCUUCUUCCCAGGGGUGAGUCAGCUCCAAAGAGAUGCUGUUGCUGGUUGCUUCCUCUUUAGAGAAGCCUAAAAAAUUUUUUUUGGCAUUAAAAAAUAAUCCUCUUGUAUAACAACCCACUCAGUUAUCUUGGCCUUCCGAUAACACAUAUGACACAAUAAGCUGAGUUCUUUUAGAUUUUAUACAGAAUAAUUCUAAAACUUGCCAGAAUGCCUAUAGCCUGUGGUCCCUAUGGAAGUGAACAUUUCAUGUUGAGAAACCCAUUUAUAGCACUGUAAGGCAUAAGCAGUUCAACGUGUGUCCCAGGCCACAUAACGAUGAACAUUUAGUUUGCUUAGAACUAUGUUCAAGUUGUUUGGUACUAGAGGACGUUGGCAGUCUGUCUUGGUAAGCUGCCUUUCCCUGGGUUUUUCUGUUUUUGUUUUUGUUUCUCAAGAUUCAUUUUUUCACCAGGUACUAUAAAGAUGCAGAAUGGCACUCUGUACACCAAAUGUCAGCUUCUUAGAGGAGGAAGUAGAUCUUCAGUGAUAGACAGAUCUAACACAAAAUGUGAUCCAGUCCUGAUCUGUGAAUGAAAGGCAAAAUGUAGCCAUCCGCACAAGAAGGCAAAGAAGGAAAGAAUGGGGUUUUGGUUUGUUUUUUGCUUCGUUGAUGUUGUUACUGUUGUUUUAGGCGAGAAGUGUUUCCUGUAGGGUGUGUGUUCUUUUUUUGCUUUCAUAUUUCCUUUAAAACAAAUCUCUUGUAAAGUAGAAAACUGUGAAAUGGGUUGCCAAAAACUGUUGCCCUUUGUUAGACGCCUCGAACCCUGUAAAUCCUCUCUCGCACCCUGUCCCCAUCUGUUCCCUCCUCCCUCCCCGGGAGAGCAGGAGCUCAUCCAACGCUGUAAUUACCAUCCGCUUGCUAUUAAAGAGCCUUCCAAAUCCUG